This is a messenger RNA of Limulus polyphemus (Atlantic horseshoe crab), 681 nucleotides long. Its product is annotated as fibroblast growth factor 8-like. The annotation marks the transcript as partial. NCBI's taxonomy places the organism in Eukaryota, Metazoa, Arthropoda, Merostomata, Xiphosura, Limulidae. Gene Ontology annotation, molecular function: growth factor activity; type 2 fibroblast growth factor receptor binding; type 1 fibroblast growth factor receptor binding. Gene Ontology annotation, cellular component: cytoplasm. Gene Ontology annotation, biological process: cell differentiation; positive regulation of cell population proliferation; fibroblast growth factor receptor signaling pathway. The record is from RefSeq and is a predicted model, not a curated record. The transcript has 3 exons.
GUGUCAUGUCAAGACGUCUCCAAAAGUCCCGGGAAACACCUAGAUGACCUCACGCACGUGAAUAUUCCGCAAGUAACCGACGUCACCAACGGCUUCAGUCGCUUCCAUAAAUUAUACCACGAGUGCACGAAACGCCACGUGCAAAUUAGACCCUUGAAGAAGAAGAAAAGGAAGAAAAAGCCCAAGAGAAAAUGUGGACGAUUUAAGGCUACAGGCAGGAGUGAUGAAAACUUUGUAACCCUAGUCUUCGAAUCAAAAACCAUUAAGGGCAAAACAGGUUUCACCAUACGGGAGAAUCGAACAAACCUGUACCUGUGUUUCAAUAAUAAAGGCAAACCCAUAGCUAUGUGCAGCGGUGACCAUAUUCGUUGUUUAUUCGAAGAAAUUCUGGAACAUGAUUUUUCUAUAUUUCGGUCCAUCAGGAAGAGGAAGGAGUGGUAUUUAGGCUUCAAUAAAAACGGAAAACCGCUGGCUAGCAAGAAGUUCCGGCGGAAAAGGUUGAGGAAGUGCUUUAGGUUUCUGAAACGGGACAACGGCUUCACCAGCAGCUCCGAAGUUUCCGUCAAUGGCCCUGUUCUAGGAAACCAUUCUGAGCUUUUACAUAACCUAGCAGGUGAAAUCACUGGUGGACAGACUAUGCGGCCACGAACGCGGAGAAACCGCCGUCUGAACGUGAACUAA